CUAAGCCCCUCACAUGUGGUUCCGACAUGCAAACUCUUAGGCUGCGCCCAACACUGGAAGGAAAAGCUUUUGGAAUUUGCUGGUCAGCGUAAUUGAACGUAUCGGAAAUGCGAGUUCCAAUUGAAAUCCUCCGCCAAAUCAUCCAGAGUGCCGUGGAUCUAGUUCCAAUCCUGGAUUUGUUUCAGGCCAGAUUGGUCAAUAGUUUCUUUGAUGAGGAGAUCAUUACAUUCUUUCUGGACAGUCCGCGCUCGGAGGAAGAGGGGUUCUGCUUCCCCAAGUCGUGCCGCACUAAUAAGGCGAUCAAAGGACGAUGGACGGGAUUUCCAGAUCGACUUAAGCGCUUAUAUCUCUACCGCAAGAUUCGGGACCACCCCCGCAGCCCAUGUACCUUUACAUGCUGGUUACAGCAGGUGCUGGAUCAUCACUUAGGUGAUGCCCCCCUGCAGCAGCAAAAGGACGAGCUAAUAGCAAAGGUGGUCGAUGUUACGAUAUCGGGCCACUAUGAGCCAGCAAACAUGUUCAGUCCCGAACGGUGUGAGUCGUGGAUGAAAGAUUCUCGGUCGGGGCACUGGAUCUCAAUGGACCUUUCCAUUGCCACCAUCCUGGCCUGCAGUGCCAUCAAACGGGGGGAUUGUGCGGGGUUGCAGACGGCACUGCAGAAUGGAUUGGAAACGGAUAGACCGUGUCUACGCUUCGGAAUAAUGCCGCUAGAUGUCGCCGCAAGGACAGGGAACAGAGACAUUGCUCGAACACUGGUGGAGCAUGGAUGUCCCAUGUGGUACGAUGUAAUCUGGAAUUCCUGCUGUGUGGUGGCGGUGUCUGCGGUGGCCCGAAACAAGGAGGCGCUGGAGGUCUGGGUGGAGCAUCUCUAUCAAGAGCAUCCCAACUCCAUUACACCUGAAUGGGAAUGCAGACAAGCGAUCGAGAAAUUGGCACGUAGAGGAGAUAUAGAGAUGAUGGGGUUCAUGAUGGAGCUAAUCCCCACAACGCAGAGAAACCACAUUGAGGCAUUGGGGGAAGCGAUUAGUGCCGGCCAAUUUGCAGCAGUGCAAUGGUUGUGGACACAUCUUGAUACCCCCAUUGACGCCAAUCUAGGCAGGAGGUUAUUAUAUCACGCCUUAGAUGACUGCCCGCCUGAUCAAAGAUUGCGAAUGGUGCAAUUCCUCCUGGAGCAUGGGAUUGACCCGAAUGUAAGGGCCCAGUUUUAUACCCCAUUACAAACAGCCGUGGCAGCAGGGGAGGUGGGAAUUGCCAAGAUGCUGGUGCAAUACGGAGCCAACGUCAACCAACAUCCUUGGGACUCUCGGUUUAGCAGACAGCCACCGCUGAUGAUGGCUGUCCGGCAAAGAUCCCCGUCUCUAGUCCGACUGCUUCUGGAAAACGGGGCUGAUCAGGCGUAUACCUGGAAGCGCAAGAAAUACACAGUACACCAUGGAGUGAAGCAAGUGCGUAAUGUGGAGAAAGUGUUGAGGGAGUUGGGGUGGGGUGAGGAGGAGGUGAAGCAAGACACGGGGGACUACUGGCUGCUUCGGGAGAAACUCCCGGGGAGGCGCACGUGACCGUGCGGCAGCCCGGCGCGGGCUUGCUGGGCGAAGGUUACGCCGUUACGGUGUUGAUGCCAGAAAGGCAUCAUCCCUUCCGCCAUCCACUCACCCACUCAUCCACUCUCCCUUCCAUCCCCAUCCUGUUCUGUCCCCCGUCCUUUCCAUCCUUUUUGUUCAUUAAUUCGCUACCUCUGUACGUAAGCCAAUUUUAGCUCCUGUUUCCUCCCACGGUUUCCCCAACCUUGACGGGUCGUCUCUCUCCCUUCC
Molecule: messenger RNA, 1811 nt
Organism: Aspergillus sclerotioniger CBS 115572
Lineage: Eukaryota; Fungi; Ascomycota; Eurotiomycetes; Eurotiales; Aspergillaceae
Product: ankyrin repeat domain-containing protein
Exons: 2
Coding region: 108-1559 (483 amino acids)
Molecular function (GO): protein binding
Source: RefSeq, a predicted model, not a curated record